Polyodon spathula (Mississippi paddlefish) is the source of this 3352-nucleotide messenger RNA. Its product is annotated as TERF1-interacting nuclear factor 2. NCBI's taxonomy places the organism in Eukaryota, Metazoa, Chordata, Actinopteri, Acipenseriformes, Polyodontidae. The transcript is spliced from 8 exons. The record is from RefSeq and is a predicted model, not a curated record. Gene Ontology annotation, biological process: telomere capping; regulation of telomere maintenance via telomere lengthening. Gene Ontology annotation, molecular function: telomeric repeat DNA binding. The coding region runs from base 150 to 2288 and encodes 712 amino acids. Gene Ontology annotation, cellular component: shelterin complex.
ACACGUGAUCGGAGUGCCUCCCAGAAGGAAAUGAUACUUGCCUGAACAUGUUUUGGCGUCUCACGCUGGGGGUCUUGCAAAGAAGAGUAAUGUAUAAGUGUUAAAGAGUGUGACUAUUAUUAAUAUAACGACAAUUGCAGCGUCAGUAUAUGCUGUACAGAAUGGCAACCGUUAACAUUGCAGACCUCAGAAGAUGCGUGCAGGAUGUCCCUUCGUUAAGAAGCUGGAUCCUGGAUUACUUGUACAGACACAGGCUGUUGGAUAUUGUGAAAGGAUUCACUAAGUUUGAAGACCUUUCGAAGACUGGCAUUCUCCAUCUUCGCAUUCUAAGCACAGCCAUGUGGUGUAUUAUGAAGAGCGAAGACAUGGAGCAUUUUCCAAGGAUUCUGGAGUUUCUUGAGUGGAGUUAUGAGGAGAACCCUGAUCUGGUCUGUUUCAGGCAUUAUAUCAAAAUGUGUACAGCACUGAAGGCAAAGAUUAUAGUAAAUAUGCUUGUGAAACAGCAUAAUCUACUGAACAUCCUUAAAUCUCUCAACGAAUUCUUUCCAGAGAACGGCAUCCAGUAUGCUCAAGCUACAAGAAGAGAUAUUAAAAAAUUAAGCCUCUGCUUUCAACAAUUUCGUAAGCUGGUUCUAAGAAUGAUUCGAGAUGAAAGUUUUCGCAAGCAGUACAUUGAGGUUGAUCUAGAAAAUGAAUACGGUGAGCGGUUUACAAAUGCUUUACAGAAGUUAUUUUGGGAAUAUCUUGAAAGACUUGAAAGCACAUUCCAUCCACCGAAGAUAGAGCAGCUCUUGUCUGGUGAAAUAAACAGUGAUUGUACCGAAGAGGAGUGUAUAUUGGCAGAAUUACUUCAAAAGCAGACCCUCAGUGUUCCAGACACGUUACAACGGCUUUUGCAGUGUAUCAUGGAGCAAGACUGUUCACAGGAAUUGGUUCCAGCCAGCAGCCAUGACGAUAGUGAACCAAACCUGAUAGCAUCCAGUUUGGAAGCGUCUUUAUAUCAAGAAGGUAACUGCUUGGAGAGGGAAGGAGGACAUGAGAAAGAUAGUAGAGAACAGCUGAACGUAGGUGAAGACAACAAUGGACUGGUGGAAACCAAUGAUACAAAUGGAACCAUUUUAGGAACCAUUUCUGAUCUACAAAUGAAACAGAGGGGCAAAAAACAGAGAGAAAAUAAUGUUUGUGUAGAUAUCAUAGAGUUACCAAAUAACUCGAAGAGUUCACUGGUAAAUGGAAUUAUGCCACAUGGAACUGAAACAGUCCAAGUAGGGACAUCUCCAGUUUAUGGAAAAGAAAUUGAACAACUCAGUGAAAAUGUUGAGGCUGGCGAUACAUUGCAUGAAACCACCACAUCAGUGCUUGAAGAUGUGUCUUAUAAUGACAGCGAUGACCAGGAUGAAGAGAGCAUGGAUGUGAUAUGUCUUGCAGAUUUUGACGUAACAUCGCUUGAGGAUUGCUCGCAGGGAAGAACUAAUACAGAUGCUUCCUUAGCUAAUAAUUCUUGUAAGCCAGAAGGUCCUAGAGUGGAGUCAGAAGCUUACUCUACCGCACCAGUGUUUUCUGCUUUGAGAAUGGAUUCUACCUCCUUUGAAGAAUCUGAAGAAAACAUGUCUCCACCUGACCCUUUCCAGUCCCAGAAACAAAGCCAGUUAGAGAAAGCCAGGAACCCAGUGCCUGUAUAUCAUUACAAUAGAAAUGUCUUGAGUGAACCAAAUGAGUGUCAGUUAGAUACAGACAAUAUACCGAACCAGCCAGGUGAAAGAUGUGGACACCGCAACAGGGCCUGGACUGUAUCGGUUGGAGCUGUUGAGCAGCUACAAGUCAAAAUGCACCAAGGUGGUGAUGCUGAAAAAUGUAUGACUGACUACAUGUUGUGUUCAGAAGAAAGCCCAGAAAACUUGUGCAGCCGUGGCAGACGGACGGAUGUACAAAGCGUAGACUCCCUUCCAAAUCAGACCUCUGCCAAGAUGGUUUCACCAGUAAUUUCGGGUUUAAACAGGAAAUGUCAACCUAAUAGAGAAAAACAAAAGGAGAGCAUGGUUUCCACUCCAACCCUAAAUUCUGUUCAUUGCACAGACGGUAUUGUGUCCAAACAAGACAAAGGUGUUAAGUUAUCAAUGGAAUGCCAAAAGCUUCUUUCACAGUCUGCCAACCUCCAGCCUGUUGUCCUGCUCACCAGGUUACACAAUGUUUUGAAGUUGAACAUUGGGGAUGCCACCUUUCCUUUCUCCUAUCAGGCACUUUUAAGAGACGUUUCAUUUUGCACAUUCAGAAGAACAAAUAUUUAAAUAAUCAGUUGUAAAUGUUUGAAAGUUUCCAAAUAACUGUGAAGCAUGUAAGCAGUAGAAAUGAACAGCUACAGUUAAUGUGAAACACAAAUACGAUGUAGCUUCUUAACAACCCAUUACAGUCUGUAUGUUCAGAACCAAAACAAGAGAUUUGGGAAAUAAUAACCAACACAGGGCUUUUUAUCAGUAAAGCAUGUUAGUGUUACAGUUUCUGUUUAAGUUAUUUAUAUAAUAAUAUCGAUGGUCUGAUUAAGAAUAUACUUUACAUAAUUAUAAUUUAAAUGUUUGUCUUAUUUUAGGCCUCAAUAGCAUGGAUAGCUUUAUUUUAACCUUUUUUUCUGUUGUGUUUUUUUGGGGGAAUAUCUUGAAAGCGUAUUCCCUCCACCGAAGAUAGAGCAGGUAUUGAAUACAAGACAUAAAAUCCACAGGGUGGGGAAUCUUGCUCAUUUGGGGGCAUUAUUUCAAAAUGAUAGACAUAAUGCUACAUGUCUAUAAAAAAAACAGUAAUUUUGAUGACUAUCAGAAAAAAAAUCUUAACUGUAAUUGCAAACAGGGCAAAAAUAAAUAAAAUGAAUUAAUGUUUCAAUUUGUUUUCGACUUUUUAAACUUUUUAAUCUUUUUCCCAAGUAACAAAGAUACGACUGUUGUUCAGCCUUUGGUGACUUUCACAUGAUAUGAAUUGCUCUUGUAAUGCUGAAAUGUGCAUAUCUCGAUUACCCAUAAUUCUGUAGUUACUGAUUUCUGCCACUUAACUCAAAAGCGACUUGUAUUUAAAUUAUAUAUGUUUUUUUUUUUUUAUACGUGUUUUUCUUUAAAAUAUUGAACAUAUACUGGAGGAAUGUCACCAAAAGGGUUUUUUGGGCAAGCUGCUUACCUGGGGGAUUGUAUGUUCAAUAUUUUUUGUUUGUUUAAUUGAAAAUGUAAUAUGUUUCCCUAUAUGCUUCCUACAUCUAGAGAUUACCUGUAUUGAGAUAUACAGCACAAAUCAGUGUUGUUGGAAAACAUGGAUCGAGAAUUGAUUAGCAGUUUGCUACGCAUGUGGACUGGCAGAGCUAUACUGGUGU